Molecule: messenger RNA, 4920 nt
Organism: Heterostelium album PN500
Lineage: Eukaryota; Evosea; Eumycetozoa; Acytosteliales; Acytosteliaceae
Product: Tenascin
Exons: 31
Coding region: 1-4920 (1639 amino acids)
Source: RefSeq, a predicted model, not a curated record
AUGAAUUGUGCUAAUGAUUUAUAUCCACAAGAACUGAGUUCAUUAAGAUGGUUAAUUAUACAGUAUAAAUUGAAUUGGAAUAUGACUGCAACUGCUUGCAGUGAUAUUAGCAAAGGUGGUUCAGGAAUGUUGACCUGUAGAGACGACCAAAAUGGAUAUCAAACGAUUAUUAAUUUAAUAGUAAUUACUUCUACCACAGUAGAUCACGGAGAGCCACCUGUUAUAGAUAAAUUGAUAUUACCUAAUUUAGAAACACUUCUAUUCAGUGGUAUUCAAAUUACAAAUUCAACAUAUUCAUUGCUUGGUUUGCUUGAUAACAAUGAAAAUGUCAAUUUAUAUACAAUGACUUUUCAUAAUGCAUAUAUCAUAUCACCGCCUACAUUCCCAUCAAAUAUUAAAUUGAUAACAUUAAAUUUAUUUAAUGUUACUCUAAACUCUGAUUUGAAUUUGAACCAAUUAUUUGUAGGGGUAAACACAACACUAAAUUUAGAAGAAAUAGUAUUCUCCUCCAUUUAUACAUUGCUAUCAGAUUCAUCUGCGAUGACAACAAAAAGUAGAUUAAGCACUAUAACUAUAAAAAAGAUUCCAAAACAAGUAUUUCUAUUUGAAUCCUCGACUUUAAGAAAUAUAGAUAUUGAUAAUGCAAUGAUAGUUCUUGGUGACCUACCGGUUCUUUUUAAUAUCCUUGCAACCAAUUGUGAAUUCUCAACUUCAAAUUUUUCAGUAUUCCCUUCUCUUAGAUCAAUAAAUUUUGACAAUGUUUCCACAUCAAUAGAAAAAGCUUCAGGUUUGAUCUAUGUAAUGUUAAAUAAUACAAAUACUGCAGGUCAAUUACGAGACUAUAAAUCAUUUAAUAGUGCUACAAUCAAAUUAUAUGGAUUACCGAAUAUUAUAACAGGGCUUUAUGAUUCAUUUUGUAGAUUCACUUUGGAUAUACAAUCGACAUUAUUUGAUGGUAAUGUUUCAGAUUGUUUUUAUUGUUAUUGGUCUGAAAUACAAUCAACACUUCCAUCAAAUACUCCAAUUCCUCCCAUUGAUUUUAAAUGCAGUAUAUAUCCUACAAGCAAUGAAUAUGGAACCACAAAUUUAACAUUUUCGACAAUUCAAAACUAUACUUUACAAAUAUAUUGGGGAUUAGAAUUAAGUGUAAAUUUAAUUCAAUCAGAGAAUAUAGAAGGAAACAAUGUUUUAAUAAAAGCAUUUGGAAAAUUUAAUUUACAAGCACCACUUGCAGUCACUGCCACCAGUUUUGGAAAUUCUAAUUGUCAAAUCACAUAUAACACAACAACACAAUUGAAUUAUGACACUAUUUCAAAUAUUAAUAUUUAUAGUUCUCCAAGUAUCUCCAAAUUAGGUUUUCUUAUCAACUAUUACACUAUAAAAAAUCCUAAUGUUGAAAUUAUUGCCAACUUUGGACCUAAUCCAUACAAUGUAUCUGCAAUCAUAUCAAAUUUCCAAAGUCAAACAUCAUUUUUAAAUGAUUCUGUACUUUUAUGUAUAUUACCGGCAGGUUUGGUGGAAAAUACAGUUUAUAAAAUGGUUGUUUAUGCCAAUGGAUAUCAUCAAACAGUCACUCUUUUUAUUCCACCAAAAGAAGAUUGUGGUUCACAAUCAAAAUGUAAUGAGCAUGGAAGUUGUACCGAUGGAAAGUGUAGAUGUGUGAUUAUUCUUCCAAACAACACAGAUCCAUCACCAACAAUCAUCGUUAAAGAUGGAAUGAAUUUCACAUUCAAUAUCAUUGCAAUUCAAGAGAUCGAUGAAUUAAGUUCAGUUGUUAGAGAAUUGAAAACAGAUAAAUGGUCAUAUUCAACAACAGGAAAUGAAACAUUCAGCAUCACAACAUACAGUUUACAAUCAACAACAUCAGGAAUAGAUCAAAUCAAUGCAACAAUCGAAUAUUCAAAGAAUAGUAGAUUGAUUGAAUUUGCAGGACAAUCAACGUUAUAUCCAGAGAAUAGUUUGAAAUUGAUGAUCACAAUCAAUAAUUGGUCAUUCAAAGACAGAUUAAAUCAAUUGAGGAUAUUAAUGGAAUCAAUAUCAUCAAUCAAUAAUAAUAUUGAAGAUUGUUCUGAAUUGGAUAUUACAAAGAACAAUGGAACAGAGUUGAAUUACUUUCGAAUGACAAUCAAUGAUGUAUCGUUUUAUGUUGUCAAUCAAACCAAAGAUAGUAUAUUGAUUGGUAUGACACUUCCUUAUUGUGAUAGUUGUAUAAUAGAUCCCGAUUUUUCAGUGCUGAUCAACACUGAUGUUCAAAGUGAUUGUAAAGAAAAAUCAAAAUUUUCAACUUGGAAGAUUGCAACCAUUGUUGUUGUUCUCUCUGUUGUUUUACUUGCAUCGUCUGUUGGUGUAAUCUUUUUUGUAAAAAAGAAAUUAAAUGUACAAUUAGCAUUAACACAAAAUGUUUUAAAUGAAAAUGAAUUGAUUUCAAUGCGUUUCUUAGCUCAGCAAACCUCCUACAAUCAAAAGAACUCAUCUUAUUCAUUACUGCAACUACUCGAUAACGUUGAUAACGUAAACUUAACAUUUAUCCAAAUUUCAACAUUAAAUUUGGAUGUGCCAUCUGGUUUCCCAAAAUAUAUAAAGAUUAAUAAUCUAAAUUUGAUAAAUAUUAAUAUGCUUCAUGAUAUCUCGUUGAAUGCAUUAUUGAAUAGUUCAGUUGUAAACAUGUUAUUAAAUAACCUUACAUCCACAUCUACUUUUAAGGUGACAUUUGAUACAACUGCAACUGUAAAUCAAAAUAUUCAAAAAUUAGAAAUAUCCAAUGUUCCAUCUUUUGUUGGUCCAUUAAAUAUUACAGAUACAUAUUUUCCAAAACUCAGUGAUAUAAAUUUAGAUUUUAUUACAUAUCAAAAUAUAGAAUUCCACAGUGGAUCUGUUCAAACAUUAAAUGUAAAAAAUUGUGGUUUUAAGAGUGGUGAUCUAAGUUCUUACCCAAUAAAGAUGUUAUCAAUUACCAAUAAUAAAACACCAUUAUUAAAGACUAAAGAUGUUGAUACUCUUACUGUAGUAAAUUCAUCUGUUCCUAUAUUACCAGAUCGAUCAUGGGUUAGCGAAAGAGCUUAUUUUUCACUUCGAGAUACAAAUACAACAGGUCAUUUGGACAAUCCGAUAGCAAAAAACUAUUUAUGGAUAACCGGUACUCAAAAUGUAACUACUACAAUUAAUGAUUCAUUUUGCCAAGUAAGUGAUUUGAAUAUUUUCAAUGCACAAUUGUUGGAUAGCCAUAUUCCAGAAUGUUUCUAUUGCUUUUGGUAUCACGCUUUUUCAAUGGUACCCUCCAACAGCCCCCCACCUCCUCCAAAUUUUAAUUGUAAUAUUUCACUAGAGAAGAAUGGUUUUUAUGUAAAUACAACUGAAAAUAUGUACAUAAAAGGAAAAAACUUGGGAUGGGGAAGAGAUUCCAAUGUUUCUGUGGUUAUUAGUAAUGAAUUAUUCUUAAAAAGAUUUUUACCUUCACUUUCUGGAAAGACAACCAUUUCUUUCUCUACUGUUAAACCCUAUGAUUUUGAUAUAUUUUGGGGACCUCAAUUACAAGUAAAUUAUAUUCAUGAAGAAACAUAUGAUUCCAAUUCUAAACUGUUGUUAUUAUAUGGUGUUUUCAACAUGUAUGCCCCUAUUAGUGUAACAAUACAAGAUACACCCUGUCAGAUUACCUAUAACACAACCUCUCAAUUGAAUUGUGUCAUUCCAAUUAAUACUUUAUCUGGACGCUCAUUAGUGAAUACAUAUGAUACAGUUUCAAUUGUCGGUUUAUAUAUUUCACAACCAUUAAUUAUAAGUAAUAUUUUAUUCAAUGAUAGAAUAUUUAUAAAUGCAAACUUUGGACCGAAUCCAUAUAAUGUAUCUGUUUAUAUUUCAGAUUUUAAUUGCACAAUUUCAUCAAUAAACUCCAAUCAACUUAGUUGUACACCAACUCAGAGUAUUACUAGUUCAUCAUAUAUGGUAUUACUAUAUGCCAAUGGAUUUAGUUCAUCGGCAGAGCUAUUGAUAAAUAAAACAGAUUGUGGAAGUGAUAACCAGUGUAAUGGAAAUGGAAGUUGUACAAAUGGUAAAUGUAGAUGUAAUGAUGGAUAUGGUGGAUACUUUUGCCAAUCGCCAUUAAGCCCAGGUGUGAUCAUUCUUCCAAACAAUACAAUACCAUCACCAACAGUCAUCGUUAAAGAUGGAAUGAAUUUCACAUUCAAUAUCAUUGCAAUUCAAGAGAUAGAUGAAUUAAGUUCAGUUGUAAGAGAAUUGAAAACAGAUAAAUGGUCAUAUUCAACAACAGGAAAUGAAACAUUCAGUAUCACAACAUACAGUUUACAAACUUCGACAGGAGGAAUAGAUCAAAUCAAUGCAACAAUCGAAUAUUCAAAGAAUAGUAGAUUGAUUGAAUUUGCAGGACAAUCAACAUUAUAUCCAGAGAAUAGUUUGAAAUUGAUGAUCACAAUCAAUAAUUGGUCAUUCAAAGACAGGUUAAAUCAAUUGAGGAUAUUAAUGGAAUCAAAAGCAACCAUUGACUUAGAAUGCUCAGAACUAGGUAUUAAAGCAGACAAUGAAUCAAAUGUCAAUUUUAUUCAAAUGACAAACGGUGAUCGAUCAUUCUAUGGUCGAUUCCUUCCUUAUGCGUUGUCAGAUAACCGACCAGUACUCGUUCAAAAUCAAGUUGUCAAUCAAACCAAAGAUAGUAUAUUGAUUGGAAUGACACUUCCUUAUUGCGAUAGCUGUAUAAUAGAUCCCGAUUUCUCGGUACUUAUCAACACUGACGUUCAGGAUAGCUGUAAAGAUAAUAAGUUUGCCACUUGGAAGAUCGUAACCAUUGUUGUAGUAGUGUCUGUUGUAUCAAUAGCUGUUGCAGCAAGCGCUUUUAUUAUCAUCAGAAAGAAACUGAUCUACAAAAAAGAAAACAAUAAGCUAGCAAAUAAACUUAAUAAAUUCUAA